Cucurbita pepo subsp. pepo (vegetable marrow) is the source of this 669-nucleotide messenger RNA. RefSeq lists its product as uncharacterized. The record is from RefSeq and is a predicted model, not a curated record. NCBI's taxonomy places the organism in Eukaryota, Viridiplantae, Streptophyta, Magnoliopsida, Cucurbitales, Cucurbitaceae.
AUGGACUCUUCCCCCGCCGCCGCUAGUGCCUUUACUCUCCGGCAUUCCUCUUCUCCUGGCCACCACUACCUCGAUCUCUUCUCUUCCCCGCCGCCGUUAUCCCCCUCUGCUGUCGCCAGCUCUGAUGAGUUCAACGAAUCAGAGGUCUUCUGGACCUCUGAUUUCGCGCAAUCCAAUAACCGUCCGUUUCGCACGAGAAAAAUAUCUACCGAAGAUCGCACCUCGAGUUUCGACCUUUCAAACUCCGGUAUCCUCGCUGCCUUAUCAGAUAAUGCCGAUUUUAAUAGCGAACAGAGAAUCGGUACGAUUGUCACUCGAGAGACUUCAAUGGCUAUGGCUAUAUCCUCAUCAUCGUCGCGAUCGAUUCCGAAGCCGAUUCAGAGCAGUAGAGAAUAUUCUCAAUCGAUGCCGUCUAGGAAGUUUCAGCAAUCGGCUCCGAUUAACGUGCCGAAGUCGAUGAAGAAACAGAGGAAUAAUGACGAGAUUCGUGCGACGGAGGAGGAGGAGGAUGAAGAGAUGCUGCCGCCGCAUGAGAUCGUGGCAAGAGGCGUCGGCGUGAUGCCGAACACGACAUUUUCAAUGCUGGAAGGCGUUGGAAGAACUCUGAAAGGGAGGGAUCUUCGUCAAGUUAGAAAUGCGGUAUGGCACAGAACAGGUUUUGUUGAUUGA